Alternaria infectoria is the source of this 1776-nucleotide messenger RNA. RefSeq lists its product as uncharacterized. The transcript has 3 exons. The record is from RefSeq and is a predicted model, not a curated record. Gene Ontology annotation, molecular function: dipeptidyl-peptidase activity. NCBI's taxonomy places the organism in Eukaryota, Fungi, Ascomycota, Dothideomycetes, Pleosporales, Pleosporaceae. The coding region runs from base 1 to 1776 and encodes 591 amino acids.
AUGCCUCUCGCUUUUCAGGUCGCCAAUCUGGCUGUCAAGCCGCCCAAGGUGGGUGAAAAUGGCUACCAAGGCUUCAAUCCGCGCAAAGAGACUCUUCGCAAGGGGUACCAAAGUCGGGAUGGUGCCCGCGCACUUUCUGAAGACAUGAUUGCUGAGCACGAUGUUGCUGUUAAAGUCAGAGAUGGGUGUAUGCUGUACUGCGAUAUCUACCGGCCAGUCGGUAGCGAUGGGAGUGAGAAAGUGCCUGCGAUUGUGGCCUGGAGUCCUUUUGGCAAGAAACAUACGGGUAUUGAUAUGAUGUCGAAGGUAAAAUGGGGUUGCGGUGUGCCGAAAGGCUGCCUCAGCGGUCUCGAGCGCUUCGAAGGACCCGAUCCGGCGGAAUACGUUCCUCGGGGGUAUGCAGUCGUCAAUGUAGAUGCAAGAGGUGCGGGAGACUCGGACGGAGACAUUGUCAUUAUGGGAAAGCAAGAAGGCGAGGAUGGGCACGACGUGAUCGAAGAGCUCGCAAAGAUGGACUGGUGCAACGGCUCGAUCGGACUGGCAGGCAACUCACAUCUCGGAAUCGUCCAAUGGUUCAUUGCCGCAACACAACCUCCCUCGCUUAAAGCCAUCGCACCCUGGGAAGCCUGUGGUGAUCUUUACCGCGAACAAUUUGUCCGCGGCGGAGCUUGGGACAAUGGGCUCUUCGACUUCAUCACCGAGCACGUAAUCCGGGGCAAGAACGGACUCGAAGACUUCAAAGAGAUGUACCGUCGCUCCUCAACCAUGAACCCCUACUGGGCAGACAAGCGCGCCGACAUUGCCAGCAUAAAGAUCCCAACAUACAUCGUCGCGUCCUACUCCAGUUUCGUGCAUACCAUGGGCUCGAUACGCGGCUGGAUGCAAAUCGACACAAAAGACAAGUGGUUAAGAUGGGACCCGUAUCAAGAGUGGUACGAUCUAUGGGCCGUCCAAGAAUCCAUCGACGAACUCGCCUCCUUCUUCGACCGGUACCUAAAAGGCGAGAAGAAUGAUUGGGAAAAUACACCCCGCGUACGCAUGUCCUCCCUCAACUACGGCGACAAAGAAGCCAUCUACCCCAUCAUCGAAGAAGACUUCCCCAUCCCACGAACAGACUACCGCACCCUCUACCUCUCCGCCGACAAUAAGCUUGAAGCCACCGCCCCAAGCACGGCCGGCACCUUAACCUACAACUCCGAAAGCAACACUUCCCCUGUCUCCCACGCAGCCUUCACAAUGACCUUCGACAAGCCUACCCGCUUAAUGGGCCUCCCCAAAGCCGUCUUAUACAUGUCCUGCCCCGACUUCAACGACAUGAUCGUCUACGUCCUGAUCCGCAAACUCGACAAAAACGGCAAACCCAUGAUUGCCAUAAACAUUCCCUGGUCCGCUGCGCCCUACAAAUCUGCCGCCGAAAUCCCAGAGUCCGAUUACUCGAACUUGAUGAUCUACUACGGCCCCACAGGCGUCCUCCGCGCCUCCCACCGUAAAACCGAUCCCUCACAGUCUAUCCAUCCACAAUAUCCUUUCCAUACACACGACGAAGUGCAAAAGAUACCAGCAGGCGAGGUGGUGAAGUUGGAGAUAGGGCUGUGGGCUAUGGGUGUUGAUUUCGAGGCUGGAGAGGGGAUCAGUGUGCAGGUCAGUGGCGAAUAUCCUCUUGUGCAGGAGUUUGGUCCGAGGAAGAAGGUGGAGCUUGAGGAGAGGAAUAAGGGGACGCAUGUGGUGCAUGUGGGUGGGGAGUUUGGUAGUCAUGUUGUUUUGCCGUUUGUGUGA